UCAAGAGAAAUAUUUUUAGCGCUUUUGAAUAAAUUUUUGGUCAAAUUUUAAAUAAAAUUUUUAGAAGAAUUUGUAUGUUUUUGGUAAAGUGUUCUUUUGUAUUUCUAAUAAUAAUUAUAUAAAAAAUAUUUAAACCAAAAUGAAUUUUAAUUGGUUUCUUUUUCCUGGCUUUCAAAGGAAGAAGAAGCGUCUAAGCAACUGAAAAUCUCUCUCUCUCUCUCUCUCUCUCUCUCUCUCUCUUAGCUUUGAGUUCGAACAGAAGCCGAAGUAUCCGACGAUUCUCUCUGCAAAUUAUAGAACGUGGCUUCUUGGUAUGGAACUUACAUCAUACCAUUCUGCACCAUGCUGUCAUGUUGUAAAUAUAAGGAGGAAAUUGGUUAGUAAAAGCUUGAGGUCACAAUGGUCAAAGCUCUCUGCUGCCAGAAAAUAUGGAGUUGUAUGUGCAAGAAUGGAUACAAAACGGGGACACUUGAGGUUUUCUAAUAGACAUAGUUUUGGCCCAAGAAACUUCAGUUAUCUGGAAGCUUCUAUAUCAUUUAAUGCUUUUGGAGGCUUUUGGAACGUUGAUUCAAGGGUCUUGAGGAGAGCCUAUGAUAAUUAUGUAAUUGAUGGGGAAGAGGAUGCAAGAAAUAUAUCAGAAAGGGGUAAAUCAGUAACGAAGGUUUUGAUUCCUAGUUUGCCAGAUGAAAUCAAUGGUGAUUGUGGUGCUCCUGGAAGUAGUUGCUUUUGGGAAUGGAAGCCUAAACUCAAUGUGCAUUAUGCAAAAUCAGGGUCCGAAAAUGUUAGUUCCCCCCCGAUGCUCUUUCUUCCUGGUUUUGGUGUUGGUACCUUCCAUUAUGAGAAGCAAUUGAAAGACCUAGGCCGCGAUUACAGAGUGUGGGCUAUGGAUUUUCUUGGGCAGGGCAUGUCAUUGCCAUUUGAAGAUCCUACUCCUCAGUUUAAAGAAGGGUUUGGUACUGACAGGGAGGAGUUAAUGUGGGGCUUUGGAGAUGAAACUGAACCCUGGGCAAAUGAGCUUGUUUACUCCACUGAUUUGUGGCAGGACCAAGUCUGCGCUUUCAUAGAAGAGGUUAUUGGUGAACCAGUUUAUGUUGUGGGAAAUUCUUUAGGAGGAUUUGUUGCACUAUAUUUUGCGGCAUGCAACCCUCAUUUGGUGAAGGGUAUCACAUUGCUCAAUGCAACACCUUUCUGGGGAUUUCUUCCUAAUCCUAUGAGAUCUCCAAGGCUAGCAAGUUUGUUUCCAUGGGCUGGCACAUUUCCUCUGCCUACUAGUGUGAGAAAGCUCACAGAACUGGUUUGGCAGAAAAUAAGUGAUCCUCGAAGUAUUGGGGAGGUGCUUAGGCAAGUUUAUGCAGAUCAUUCAACAAAGGUUGACAAAGUGUUUUCUCGUAUACUUGAAACAACCCAACACCCAGCUGCUGCUGCAUCAUUUGCCUCAAUUAUGUUUGCUCCUCAAGGACAAUUGUCCUUUAGGGAAGCCUUAUCUAGGUGUCAAAUGAACAAUGUACCAAUCUGUCUCAUGUAUGGGAAGGAAGACCCUUGGGUGAAGCCUGUUUGGGGUCAUCAGGUGAAACAACAGCUACCUGAAGUUCCAUAUUAUGAGAUCAGCCCUGCUGGGCAUUGCCCCCAUGAUGAAGUUCCUGAGGUAGUGAAUUAUUUACUACGUGGGUGGAUUCGAAACCUAGAGUCCCAGGGAUCUGUUGGAUUGCCUCUGCUUGAGGAACCAGAAAGUUUGCAGUAUGGCAUAUCCAGGGACUUGGAAUUUUCCAGGGAAGGAAUGAGAAAAUUGGUGAGGGUACAGUUCAUGGGAACCAGUUAUUCGCUUUGGAACCAGAUAGGCUCCUACAUUAAAUCUCGAUUUAGGGGUUUGAAAGUCAAAUCUUAAUUGCCUUUGCUCAAGACAUGUUGUAUAUUUUGUAGUGUGUCAUGUGUCUGAUCUAUUCAUGUGCUGAAAGAAAAUAAUAAUAGUAAAUCAAAUCAGUCUCUGUAUUCAGUAUUUGUAUUGCAAAUUCAAGUUUUCAGAUUUUUUAGGUGUUGGCAUUUACACAACGAAUUACCCUUGAAAAUCUGUUGGUUUAUGUGUAGAAAAUUUAUCCAUUGAGCAUUGAUGCAGUCUUUACCCUGUUACU
This is a messenger RNA of Malania oleifera, 2129 nucleotides long. RefSeq names its product pheophytinase, chloroplastic. NCBI's taxonomy places the organism in Eukaryota, Viridiplantae, Streptophyta, Magnoliopsida, Santalales, Ximeniaceae. The record is from RefSeq and is a predicted model, not a curated record. Gene Ontology annotation, molecular function: pheophytinase activity. The coding region runs from base 314 to 1885 and encodes 523 amino acids. The transcript has 6 exons. Gene Ontology annotation, biological process: chlorophyll catabolic process. Gene Ontology annotation, cellular component: chloroplast.